Molecule: messenger RNA, 346 nt
Organism: Yamadazyma tenuis ATCC 10573
Lineage: Eukaryota; Fungi; Ascomycota; Pichiomycetes; Serinales; Debaryomycetaceae
Source: RefSeq, a predicted model, not a curated record
ACCAUCUCUUACCAUGUCUGAAGUUUCCAGUAACAGCAGCAUCAAGACCGAUCCGUCGACGUUCUUGAGCGGUAUCAUUGGGUCCAAGGUGAGCGUCAAGCUCAAUAACGGCGUUUCCUACGUGGGAAACUUGCAGAGCAUCGAUGGCUUCAUGAACAUUGUAAUGGACACCACCGCCGAAUUUAUAGGAGGUGCCGCCAGUGGCACCAAGUACGGCGAUGUGUUCAUCAGAGGUAAUAACGUUUUAUACAUCAGUAAAGUAUGAGGUAGCUUACCUGCCUGGGUACGUAUGGCAUAGCCCAAGUGGCUACAUUUAGUCUAGCUUGUAAUAUACACAUUUUCUGAA